Daldinia vernicosa is the source of this 1795-nucleotide messenger RNA. RefSeq lists its product as uncharacterized. The record is from RefSeq and is a predicted model, not a curated record. Lineage: Eukaryota; Fungi; Ascomycota; Sordariomycetes; Xylariales; Hypoxylaceae. Bases 696 to 1532 code for a protein of 278 amino acids. The transcript has 2 exons.
UGUUAAGAGAUCAAGAAUGUGGGACUGCGGUUGUAACUUCGGCCACUCAUGGUUGAAGCUGCACCUACCUUACCUGGGUAUACCUAGUAUACUGCAGUAUACCUUCCUGGAUUAUACCUGGAUUAUACCUGGGUACGUAACUCGAUCUUGCCCAAUCAGCCAAUCUAACCCAUUCAAGGGGGAAGAACGGUGGCAGGGUGGCUUUCUCCAAAUUCCACGAUCUCCCCAGUUAUGGCAUUACAUAGUACAAGCUUUGCUUCCCAUGUGCCUCUUCGUACCGCACGACGGGCGAAAAGGAACAUGGGUUAGUUUGAAGUUUCGGGCAAUUAGGCCUGUCGUGAGCAAUCUCUAUUUACGUCCCCGUUGUCGAUCAUCUAUACUUAUACCGUAAGGUAGUUACAUUAUCACCGAACGUAGAUCAGCCCCAUCUUCUACCGACCUUCUAAGAAAGUGCACAUAUCCGAUUCCCAUCUAUAAAACAACCCUCCUCCCCAUCCAUCUGCUUCCAACUGUAAUUUAACAUAUCCAACUGCAUACCGAGGUAGCCAAGGUGAUUCACCUGUAAAGAUCGGGAAAAGGUUUUUUGUUUUUUCGAAUUAUAAACACGCUCGCUUCGACACUUUCGCUCGCUAUCUACUUAUCCUAAGGAAUCUAAGGAAUAAUAUACCCAAACAAAACCUACCAGUUACUUAAUAAUGGCACCUCUACGCGUUCUCGUUCUUCCGGCUCUCGCCGCCGUCGCCACCGCCAUCAACAUAGCUGACUACGUCCCGGCUUGCGGACCCCCGUGUAUCACUGAGACCGUCGACAAGCACACUACUUGCGAUGAGGGCGACAACACUUGUAUCUGCGCCGCCGUCUACACCGUCAAGCGCGACGGUGAGAUCUGCCUGCGAAGUGAUUGCUCUGCGACCGACUAUGGUAGUGUCAUGAAGGGCAUCGAUACCUUCUGUGCCGACGUCGCCGCUGGCCCAACUGGGUCCUCUACCAGCUCAACCCCUGAGCCUACUCCUGAACCUACCAGCAGCUCUUCCGCCGGCUACCCGACGUUGCCGCCGUCUUCUUCUUCUGAGGAGACCAGCUCUACUGAGGCCCCGAGCUCUAGCUCCAGCGGUGGUUACCCCACGGAGUCUCCUUCCAGCUCCACCGAGGUGCCCAGCUCCAGCUCUGCUGGUGGCUACCCUACUCAGUCUCCCUCCAGCUCGGAGACCGCCGCCCCGCCUUCUUCCUCUUCCCCGGCUCCCCCGGUGUCUUCGGGAACUGGCUACCCUACCGUGCCCACUGGCACUGGCGUCCCUACCACCCCCGUCCCUUCCGGAUCCAGCACCCCUGCUCCCAGUGGCUCGUCUUCCGGUGGCCAGGUCCCUACUGGACCUUCUUCCAUUCCCUCAGGCUACUCUUCCAGCGCCCCCUCCGGCAGCGCGACCGCCACUCCCGUUGCCCCUGGAGCCGGAGCCCGCGCCGAGGCUCGUCUCGGUGCCAGCGUGGCUGCUCUCGUCAUCGCCAGCGGAAUCAUGUACUUCGCCUUCUAAGCCCCAUCUCCUUUUUGACCUAGGUCGUGCGAGCUUGUGGUUUCUCGGGAAGAAUCAUGUGGUAGCCUAUUAAUGCCGUGGUGAGAAAAUGGGAACGAGUUUUUUAUACAUACUGUCGGCCGCACCUCCUAGUUGAGGGAUGGAACUCUUCGCUUCUGAAAAAUUGUAGAUAGCCCUUGUGCACAUGCGUUUGCGUUAGGCAUGUGAGUAUAUAUUGAAUACAUAUGCAUUGUUACGGUUCUUUUUUCAUAUUAGACUCAGCA